ACGGAGCUCUCCGGAAGCGUUUCCAACUUUCCAGAAGUUUCUUAGGACAGGCAAGAGGGGGUGGGGACAACCAUAUAUAGAUCCCGGCCCCGGGGCAGUGAGUUGAGUAGAGCCUGUCUGAGAGCCGGUGUCCCGUCGGUCCCGGAGCAGCCCGGCCCAGGUCCUCUGUGGUGCACACGGCUCACCUCCCAACCAUGCGCUCUCUCCUUCUGGCCACCCUCUGCCUCUUGGCUGUGGCGCUGGCAGCCGAGGUGAAGAAGCCUGUCGAGGCGGCAGCCCCUGGUACUGCCGAAAAGCUGAGUUCCAAGGCGACCACCCUGGCAGAGCGCAGCACAGGUCUGGCCUUCAGCCUGUAUCAGGCCAUGGCCAAAGACCAGGCGGUGGAGAACAUCCUCCUGUCCCCCUUGGUGGUGGCCUCAUCCCUGGGUCUGGUGUCCCUGGGCGGUAAAGCCACCACGGCGUCACAGGCCAAGGCGGUGCUGAGCGCGGAGAAGCUGCGGGAUGAGGAGGUGCACUCGGGGCUGGGUGAGCUGCUACGCUCCCUCAGUAACUCCACCGCGCGCAACGUGACCUGGAAGCUGGGCAGCCGCCUGUACGGGCCCAGCUCCGUGAACUUCGUGGACGACUUUGUGCACAGCAGCAAGCAGCACUACAACUGCCAGCACUCCAAGAUCAACUUCCGGGACAAGCGCAGCGCCCUGCAGUCCAUCAACGAGUGGGCUUCGCAGACCACCGACGGCAAGCUGCCCGAGGUCACCAAGGACGUAGAGCGCACGGACGGGGCGCUGCUCGUUAAUGCCAUGUUCUUUAAGCCACACUGGGAUGAGAAAUUUCAUCACAAGAUGGUGGACAACCGUGGCUUCAUGGUGACUCGCUCCUAUACCGUGGGUGUUACCAUGAUGCACCGGACAGGUCUCUACAACUACUACGAUGACGAGAAGGAGAAGCUACAGAUCUUGGAGAUGCCCCUGGCCCACAAGCUCUCCAGCCUUAUCAUCCUCAUGCCCCACCACGUGGAGCCCCUCGAGCGCUUGGAGAAGCUGCUGACCAAAGAGCAGCUGAAGGCCUGGAUGGGGAAGAUGCAGAAGAAGGCUGUCGCCAUCUCGCUGCCCAAGGGAGUGGUGGAAGUGACCCAUGACCUGCAGAAACAUCUGGCUGGACUGGGCCUGACGGAGGCCAUCGACAAGAACAAGGCAGACUUGUCUCGCAUGUCCGGCAAGAAGGACCUGUACCUGGCCAGCGUGUUCCAUGCCACUGCCUUCGAGUGGGACACAGAGGGCAACCCCUUUGACCAAGACAUUUACGGGCGCGAGGAGCUGCGCAGCCCUAAGCUGUUCUAUGCCGACCACCCCUUCAUCUUCCUGGUGCGAGAUAAUCAGAGCGGCUCCUUGCUGUUCAUCGGGCGCCUGGUCCGGCCCAAGGGAGACAAGAUGAGAGAUGAGUUGUAGAGUCCCGGAGUGGUCAUGGCGUGGCAGGAAGUUGCCAACAGUUCCUGAGACACAUGGGUGCUAUUGUGGGGGGAGGGGGGGCGCCAACCUUGAAUAGUCCAUGGGCCGGGGGUGGGGUUGGCAAUGCAGAUCAGAAUUCCCGUCUGUCUGAAUAGACAUUUCAGGCUAGAAUCCACUCCACUGGAAUAUGGGGCCCAGAUACUCUGAUGCCAAAUUCAAGGGUGUCUCAGCCAUCCUUCCCUGCUCUCCAAGUUCUAGGUCCAAUCUGCCUCAGUCAAUCAGUGUUCGUAUUUAUGGCGGAGUCCCUUUCUUAUCUGUGAGACAAUCGAGUUGGGGGCAGGGCAGCCCUCUUUCUCACCAUCCCCUCAGCCCUCCCCAGUUCUCUCGCUCAUCUCCCACUCCCCUUAACCACAGAACUAGGUGCUGCAACCCCAGGACUGGCCACCCGUAAAAUGAUCCUUGCCCAGUGAUGGGAGUUGGGAGACAAAGCCUAGGAGGGACUCCCUGACAAACCCGGCUCUAGGGCCGCUACACCGGGCAUUGUUUUUCUCCCUUUUUGGUUUUUCAAAGAUGGGGAGGGUAGGGGAGCACAUGAGCCUGUGUUGCUUUCAAAAUGAAAACCUAAUUUGUACAAUUUUUUUUUUUGAAUAAAACUUUUCCAAUAAAAUGUUA
Messenger RNA from Microtus ochrogaster (prairie vole), 2120 nucleotides. RefSeq names its product serpin family H member 1 (gene Serpinh1). Gene Ontology annotation, biological process: collagen fibril organization; negative regulation of endopeptidase activity. Gene Ontology annotation, cellular component: endoplasmic reticulum. The record is from RefSeq and is a predicted model, not a curated record. NCBI's taxonomy places the organism in Eukaryota, Metazoa, Chordata, Mammalia, Rodentia, Cricetidae. Gene Ontology annotation, molecular function: serine-type endopeptidase inhibitor activity; collagen binding.